Hemisphaericaspora subhashii is the source of this 951-nucleotide messenger RNA. RefSeq names its product arginase (gene CAR1). The transcript is spliced from 2 exons. Lineage: Eukaryota; Fungi; Ascomycota; Pichiomycetes; Serinales; Debaryomycetaceae. Gene Ontology annotation, cellular component: nucleus; cytosol; cytoplasm. The record is from RefSeq and is a predicted model, not a curated record. Bases 1 to 951 code for a protein of 316 amino acids. Gene Ontology annotation, molecular function: manganese ion binding; arginase activity.
AUGACUACUCAAUAUAAAUUUCAUCCAAAUAAGAAAGCUACAAUUAUUACUGCCCCAUUUUCUGGAGGUCAACCAAAAGGAGGUGUAGAAUUAGGUCCCGAUUAUAUUCUUAAAGCCGGUUUCGAAAAACAAAUCAGUUCAUUAGGUUGGGAAACCUCCAUUGUUGAACCAUUAUCAAAUACAGAUUAUGAAGAUCAUAAAACUGAUGAUCGUGAUGAUUUUGGAAUCAAAAAUACAAAAAUUGUUAGUGAAUGUUGUGAAAAACUUCAUGAUGCUGUUAAAAACGCGUUAGAUAAUGGUUCAUUCCCAAUUACUAUUGGUGGUGAUCAUUCUAUUGGGAUGGCUACUUGUAGUGCAGCACUUAGACAUAAUCCUGAUACUUGUAUUGUUUGGGUUGAUGCUCAUGCUGAUAUCAACACCCCCAAGACAACUGAUUCUGGGAAUUUACAUGGAUGUCCAUUGAGUUUUAUUAUGGGUAUUGAUAAAGAAUCAUAUCCACCUGAAUUUGAUUGGGUACCACAAGUUUUGGACCCCAAAAAAUUGGUUUAUAUUGGAUUAAGAGAUGUUGAUGAAGGUGAAAAGAAGAUUUUAAAACAAUAUGGUAUUCCUGCAUUUUCAAUGUAUCAUGUUGAUAAAUAUGGUAUUGGGAAAGUUGUUGAAAUGGCUUUAGAUAAAGUAAAUCCAAAUAGAGAAUUCCCAAUUCAUUUAUCAUAUGAUGUUGAUGCUAUUGAUCCUUCAUUUGUUCCUGCUACUGGUACUAGAGUAGAAGGGGGGCUUUCUUUAAGAGAAGGUUUAUUUGUAGCUGAAGAAUUGGCUGAAAGUGGAUUAUUAAGUUCAAUGGAUAUUGUUGAAACUAAUCCAAUGUUGGCUGAAACUGAAGAAAAUGUAUUGGAUACUGUUAGUGCUGCAUGUGCUAUUGGAAGAUGUGCUAUGGGUCAAACUUUAUUGUGA